This is a messenger RNA of Lindgomyces ingoldianus, 489 nucleotides long. RefSeq lists its product as uncharacterized. The record is from RefSeq and is a predicted model, not a curated record. The coding region runs from base 1 to 489 and encodes 162 amino acids. The transcript is spliced from 3 exons. NCBI's taxonomy places the organism in Eukaryota, Fungi, Ascomycota, Dothideomycetes, Pleosporales, Lindgomycetaceae.
AUGCUUGAUAAGCUAACUCGGACAGGCAUACCGAAAAAACGGCACUCUUUAAUACGGUAUCUAACGUUAGUCCGCUCCGCUACCCCGCCUUUUGUCAAAGGCGUCCAGCUAUUGACUCAUUUACGACGCUGCCUGUGGUAUCAUCAAGAUGCUCUCGCGCUUCUCCCGUACUGUCUACCUUUCUUGUACUCUUCGAAUAGCUCGAAUUUCCCCACCAGCAACAGCCUUACUUUCCAAAGCAGAUAUUCAAGAGUCAUCUCAACAUCUCCAGACCUAAUACCCAAUAAUAUUAAGGAUAAGUCACAACAUGCGGCAGAGGCAACGCAGCUAUCAGAUAAUGACUACGGAGAACUGGUGGAACUGUAUUUCGAGGCAGUAGUACAAUAUUCAGAGAUAGCGCAAGAAGAGGGAUCUACCAUUGCAGUGGAAUUUGCCGUAAGGUCCUAUCUUCAAUACUUGAGAAAGACAUACCUUCUCAUUCAAAAUUAA